CUGCGCGGGACCUCUGACCGCCGGCUCGGGCGCGUGGAGGCUGCUCGGCUCCCGCGCUUCAGCUCGGCUUCGGCUCCCGGCGGGGGCGGCGGCGCGUGGCGGUCUCGCGCCAUGUCGUGGCUCUUCGGCAUCAAGGGCCCCAAGGGCGAAGGCGCGGGGCCGCCGCUGUCUCUGCCGCCCGCUCAGCCUGGGGCGGAGGGCGGCGGGGACCGCGGCGCGGGGGAUCGGCAGGCGCCCAAGGACAAAUGGAGUAACUUUGACCCCACGGGCCUGGAGCGCGCGGCCAAGGCGGCGCGAGAGCUGGAGCAUUCGCGACACGCCAAGGAGGCCCUGAGUCUGGCACAGAUGCAGGAGCAGACUCUGCAGCUGGAGCAGCAGUCCAAGCUCAAGGAGUACGAGGCCGCCGUGGAGCAGCUGAAGAGUGAGCAGAUCCGUGUGCAGGCAGAAGAGAGGAGGAAGACUCUGAGCGAGGAGACGCGGCAGCACCAGGCCAGGGCCCAGUACCAAGACAAGCUGGCCCGGCAGCGCUACGAGGACCAGCUGAAGCAGCAGCAACUUCUCAAUGAGGAGAAUUUACGGAAGCAGGAAGAGUCGGUGCAGAAGCAGGAGGCCAUGCGGCGAGCCACUGUGGAACGGGAGAUGGAACUGCGGCACAAGAACGAAAUGCUGCGUGUGGAGGCAGAGGCCCGGGCCCGGGCCAAGGCCGAGCGGGAGAAUGCAGACAUUAUUCGUGAGCAGAUCCGCCUGAAAGCUGCUGAGCACCGCCAGACCAUCCUGGAGUCUAUCAGGACAGCAGGCGCCCUGUUUGGUGAAGGAUUCCGUGCCUUUGUGACAGACUGGGACAAAGUGACAGCCACGGUGGCUGGGCUGACACUGCUGGCCGUCGGAGUCUAUUCUGCCAAGAACGCCACAUCUGUUGCCGGACGGUACAUUGAGGCCCGGCUGGGGAAGCCGUCCCUGGUGAGGGAGACGUCUCGUAUCACGGUACUCGAGGCCCUGAGGCACCCUGUGCAGGUAAGCAGGCGGCUCCUCAGUAAGCCUCAGGAUGCACUGGAGGGCGUCGUCCUCAGUCCCAGCCUGGAGGCCCGUGUGCGGGACAUUGCCAUAGCAACGAGGAACACCAGGAAGAACCACAGCCUGUACAGGAACAUUCUGGUGUACGGGCCCCCCGGGACUGGCAAGACCCUGUUUGCCAAGAAACUCGCGCUGCACUCGGGCAUGGACUAUGCCAUCAUGACAGGCGGGGAUGUGGCCCCCAUGGGGCGGGACGGCGUGACUGCCAUGCACAAGGUCUUCGACUGGGCCAAUACCAGCCGGCGAGGCCUUUUGCUCUUCGUGGAUGAAGCGGAUGCUUUUCUCAGGAAGCGAGCAACUGAGAGGAUCAGCGAGGACCUCAGGGCCACCCUGAACGCCUUCCUGCACCGGACGGGACAGCACAGCAGCAAGUUCAUGCUGGUCCUGGCCAGCAACCAACCUGAGCAGUUUGACUGGGCCGUGAACGACCGCAUUGACGAGAUGGUCCACUUCGGCCUGCCGCAGCGAGAGGAGCGGGAGCGCCUGGUGAGGCUGUAUUUCCACAAGCACAUUCUGAAGCCGGCCACAGAGGGAAGGCAGCGCCUGAAGCUCGCUCAGUUUGACUACGGGAAGAAGUGUUCGGAGAUCGCACAGCUGACGGAGGGCAUGUCGGGCCGGGAGAUCUCGCAGCUUGCUGUGGCUUGGCAGGCCAUGGCGUAUGCCUCGGAGGACGGGGUCCUCACGGAGGCCAUGAUGGAUGCCCGGGUCCAGGACGCCAUCCAGCAGCACCAGCAGAAGAUGCAGUGGCUGAAAGCAGAGGGAGCCAGGCCGAAGGAUGACCAGCCCCCGCUCCCAAGCGCACAGGCUCAGUGAGCUGGGCCUGGACGCCCGGCAGCCGCACUGGCCAGAUGGCUUUGCCAGGAAGAAGCCCUCCCCUCUGUGUCGAAAUGGACCUGCCCCCCCGCUGGCCUGUGGCGCUUCUGUUUUUUGUGCCCUGGGCCUGCGGGGAGCUUUGCUGUGAAGAGGCUCCCCUCUCCCAGUGAUGCGCCUGCACGGCCGCCCACCUUAGUGACUUUACAUACUCCCCUGGUUGGCGCCAGGACAGCCUUAAAGGCCUCUGCUUGGGACCAAGUGCAGCACCUUUGUGGUAGGCUUGGCUCCUUUGUACGCCAGUCCAUUUCCUCCAGCCGGUGGUGCUUGCUGGGUGGGCUGGACUGGGGAGAAGGCACUGUCCCUGAGCCCAGGGAGGGACGGGUCAUGCUGCCACUGCCGGACCGCAGAUGCUGGCUGAGCUCUUGUAGCUGCUGCACCUGUCCCCCGAGGGGGCUUGGCUGAGGGAGAGGUAGGGGCCCAACCUUGCCCAGUCUCACCCAGCAGGGGAGGGGUGACCAGAGCAGACCCCUGUGCUGCUGGCUGGGGGCUGCUUCCCCCCACCUGCUGUCCCCGGGAUCUCAGGAGAGGGACUCAGGAGUGUGACUGGGACACACCUAGAGGGUAAGAACUAGCUGCCGGCGACUGGUGGUGGUGCCUGGAAGGCCCCAGGACCCACUGGCCAGGGAUGUCCAGUGCUGGGGGUGCUGCCCUAGCCCACAGGAUCUGUGGCCCUCCAUCCAUUGGAGUUGGGGGCUUUUUAUCCAGAAUCCAAUAAAAACUCCCGACAGGAUACCUCA
Molecule: messenger RNA, 2684 nt
Organism: Mustela lutreola (European mink)
Lineage: Eukaryota; Metazoa; Chordata; Mammalia; Carnivora; Mustelidae
Product: ATPase family AAA domain-containing protein 3
Exons: 16
Coding region: 112-1887 (591 amino acids)
Biological process (GO): mitochondrion organization
Cellular component (GO): mitochondrion
Molecular function (GO): ATP hydrolysis activity; zinc ion binding; ATP binding
Source: RefSeq, a predicted model, not a curated record